AUGACUUUGAUUGGUCCUUAUCGCUCUGCUUAUACCCACACGGUGGCCAAUGUCAGGUCCUCCGUGUUUUUGUUGCUUUGUUGUGGUUGUUUUUCGUUACGAUGCUCGAGAGCUGUUUUUCAGUGCUUGCACUCCAACACAAUGACGUCCGAGUUUGGUAACCCGCUCAAAAAGUUCAAACUUGUUUUUUUGGGAGAACAAAGUGUAGGAAAAACGUCUCUGAUCACACGAUUCAUGUACGACUCGUUUGAUAACACCUACCAGGCAACCAUUGGUAUUGACUUCUUGAGCAAAACCAUGUAUCUAGAAGAUCGAACGGUUCGUCUGCAACUUUGGGAUACCGCCGGGCAAGAGCGAUUCAGGUCUCUCAUCCCCUCUUACAUUCGGGACUCAACUGUUGCAGUAGUAGUCUACGACAUUACCAACGCGAACUCAUUCCAUCAAACUUCUAAGUGGAUAGAUGAUGUUCGUACGGAAAGAGGUAACGACGUAAUUAUCAUGCUUGUUGGAAACAAAACUGAUUUAGGAGACAAGAGACAAGUAUCAGCUGAGGAGGGACAGCGUAAAGCAAACGAACUCAACGUCAUGUUCAUUGAAACAUCGGCUAAAGCGGGUUACAACGUCAAACAAGUAUCGAUUUUUGUUCUCACGAUUUUUCAUUAA
Haemonchus placei is the source of this 663-nucleotide messenger RNA. The record is from the annotation of a GenBank genome assembly. Lineage: Eukaryota; Metazoa; Nematoda; Chromadorea; Rhabditida; Trichostrongylidae.